Messenger RNA from Trichomonas vaginalis G3, 2847 nucleotides. RefSeq names its product Ankyrin repeat family. Lineage: Eukaryota; Parabasalia; Trichomonadida; Trichomonadidae. Gene Ontology annotation, molecular function: protein binding. The transcript has a single exon. The record is from RefSeq and is a predicted model, not a curated record. The coding region runs from base 1 to 2847 and encodes 948 amino acids.
AUGUCCAAGGGAAAAGCAAACCAAACUCAUUAUGACAAAUUGAUGGGGAUUUUUACAGGAUAUAAUGAUGUCUUCAAUGCUUUGUACAGGCUGAAAACAAAUGACGAAGAAAAAUUAAACGCAAUUUACAAAAAAAUUGAACAAAACCUGAUCGACUCUUAUCGAAUUCCGCCUGGUGAAAUUAUCAAUAAAAUAUCUCAACUUUCAAUUUAUAACAACCGCUACAUGAAGUCAUAUUUAGCGAUUGCCAAACAAAUUGUUGACGAAUACCAUCUAAAUCAGGUCAACAAAAUCAACAUGGUUUUUAAUUACCUUUUCUACAAAGAAUACAAUAUUGUAUUGAAUGAAAACGGGCAAAAAAGUUUUAACGAUUUUGAAGAUGCUCAUUAUUCAUCUGAUAUUCACGAACAAAAAACAAUUCACAGAUCUAUUAUGGAUGAUGACAAAAUAUCAUUUAUAAAUUUUACAGAAGGAGAAGGAUUUGAUAAAAAUCAGAAAUUAAAAAGUGAUUUAUAUCCAUAUCCAAGAAGAGGUUUUUCGUUACUUGAAUUAUGUUGUUAUCAUGGAUCUGUUGAUUGUUUUAAGUUUUUAAUAACAAAAUUUCAAUCAGAAAUAACUCCAGAUUGUCUUAGAUAUUCGUUUUUGAGCGGAAAUCCAGACAUUAUGAAUGAAUGCUUGAAAGUACAAAAACCAGAUGAUGAAUGCAUGGAAUAUGCAAUAAUAUCACACAAUAUCGAUUUUGUUACAUUUUUGAUGAAUGAACACAAUAUAAAAAUUGAUUUAAAAUUGUGCUCUCAAUUCAAUAAUCUUCAAUCAUUUUUAGUUUACUUGGAUCAAACAAAUGACAUCAACACAUGUUUUGUUUAUUCUCCGAAUUUCCAUCUUUCAUCACUUUUAGAAUAUUUUAUUUCAAAUGGUGCAGAUAUCAAUGCUAAAGACAAAAAUGAAUGGACCCCUCUUCAUUAUGCAGCCAUGAAUAAUAGUAAAGAAACCGCAGAAAUUCUUAUUUCAAAUGGUGCAGAUAUCAAUGCUAAAGAACAUGGUGGGUGGACCCCUCUUCAUUAUGCAACCAGUAAUAAUAGUAAAGAAACUGCAGAAAUUCUUAUUUCAAAUGGUGCAGAUAUCAAUGCUAAAGACGAAGAUGGAUCUACCCCUCUUCAUUAUGCAGCCAGUAAUAAUAGUAAAGAAACCGCAGAAAUUCUUAUUUCAAAUGGUGCAGAUAUCAAUGCUAAAGACAAAAAUGAAUGGACCCCUCUUCAUUGUGCAGCUAGAUAUAAUAGUAAAGAAACCGCAGAAAUUCUUAUUUCAAAUGGAGCAGAUAUCAAUGCUAAAAACGAAGAUGGAUCUACCCCUCUUCAUUAUGCAGCUAGAUAUAAUAGUAAAGAAACCGCAGAAAUUCUUAUUUCAAAUGGAGCAGAUAUCAAUGCUAAAAACGAAGAUGGAUCUACCCCUCUUCAUUAUGCAGCCAGAGAUAAUAGUAAAGAAAUUGCAGAAAUUCUUAUUUCAAAUGGUGCAGAUAUCAAUGCUAAAGAACAUGGUGGGUGGACCCCUCUUCAUUGGGCAGCUAGAUAUAAGAGUAAAGAAAUUGCAGAAAUUCUUAUUUCAAAUGGUGCAGAUAUCAAUGCUAAAAACAAAGAUGGAUCUACCCCUCUUCAUUAUGCAGCUAGAUAUAAUAGUAAAGAAACCGCAGAAAUUCUUAUUUCAAAUGGAGCAGAUAUCAAUGCUAAAAACGAAGAUGGAUCUACCCCUCUUCAUUAUGCAGCCAGAGAUAAUAGUAAAGAAACCGCAGAAAUUCUUAUUUCAAAUGGUGCAGAUAUCAAUGCUAAAGACAAAAAUGAAUGGACCCCUCUUCAUUGUGCAGCCAUGAAUAAUAGUAAAGAAACCGCAGAAAUUCUUAUUUCAAAUGGAGCAGAUAUCAAUGCUAAAGAACAUGGUGGGUGGACCCCUCUUCAUUGGGCAGCUAGAUAUAAUAGUAAAGAAACCGCAGAAAUUCUUAUUUCAAAUGGUGCAGAUAUCAAUGCUAAAGACAAAGAUGGAUGGACCCCUCUUCAUUAUGCAACCAGUAAUAAUAACAAAGAAACCACAGAAAUUCUUAUUUCAAAUGGUGCAGAUAUCAAUGCUAAAGACAAAAAUGAAUGGACCCCUCUUCAUUAUGCAGCCAUGAAUAAUAGUAAAGAAACCGCAGAAAUUCUUAUUUCAAAUGGUGCAGAUAUCAAUGCUAAAGACGAAGAUGGAUCUACCCCUCUUCAUUAUGCAGCCAGUAAUAAUAGUAAAGAAACCGCAGAAAUUCUUAUUUCAAAUGGUGCAGAUAUCAAUGCUAAAGACAAAAAUGAAUGGACCCCUCUUCAUUGUGCAGCUAGAUAUAAUAGUAAAGAAACCGCAGAAAUUCUUAUUUCAAAUGGAGCAGAUAUCAAUGCUAAAAACGAAGAUGGAUCUACCCCUCUUCAUUAUGCAGCCAGAGAUAAUAGUAAAGAAAUUGCAGAAAUUCUUAUUUCAAAUGGUGCAGAUAUCAAUGCUAAAGAACAUGGUGGGUGGACCCCUCUUCAUUAUGCAGCCAGAGAUAAUAGUAAAGAAAUUGCAGAAAUUCUUAUUUCAAAUGGUGCAGAUAUCAAUGCUAAAGAACAUGGUGGGUGGACCCCUCUUCAUUGGGCAGCUAGAUAUAAGAGUAAAGAAACCGCAGAAAUUCUUAUUUCAAAUGGUGCAGAUAUCAAUGCUAAAAACAAAGAUGGAUCUACCCCUCUUUAUAUAGCAUCCAGGCGUAAUUACAAAGAAAUAGUAGAAAUCUUUAAUUUAAACAAGACAAAAAGGUCAGGUGAGUGGGGCUUCCAGGCGCGUUGCGCCCUCUAG